Sinocyclocheilus grahami is the source of this 539-nucleotide messenger RNA. RefSeq names its product tryptophan--tRNA ligase, cytoplasmic-like. Gene Ontology annotation, cellular component: cytoplasm. Lineage: Eukaryota; Metazoa; Chordata; Actinopteri; Cypriniformes; Cyprinidae. Gene Ontology annotation, molecular function: ATP binding; tryptophan-tRNA ligase activity. Gene Ontology annotation, biological process: tryptophanyl-tRNA aminoacylation. The transcript has 4 exons. The record is from RefSeq and is a predicted model, not a curated record. Bases 91 to 510 code for a protein of 139 amino acids.
GUUUCCUGUCGGGCAGUUAUCGGUGUGACGCGGCCGCAGUGUGUCUGAUGCAAGCGGAAUGAGUUAAAUCACCAACACAAAACGGUGAAGAUGUCAGAUUUGAGCCCGAUGGACCUGUACGAGAAGCUGACAGCUCAGGGAGACACAGUGAGGUCUCUGAAAGCUCAGAAGAGCCCCAAAGCUGAAGUUGACGCGGCGGUGCAGCAGCUGCUGCAGAUGAAGCUGGACUACAAGCGUCUCAGCGGUCAGGACUAUAAGGCUGGAUGUCCGCCGGCGGACGGUGAGAUGGUGGUGGAUAACGGAGCAGUGCCGGAGGACGGAGAUGAUCAGGUGGAUCCGUGGAACGUCUCCUCUAGCAGCGCCAAAGGAGUCGACUACGAUAAACUCAUCGUGCGGUUCGGCAGCAGUAAGAUCGAUCAGGAGCUGGUGGACAGAAUCGCUCGAGUCACGGGAAAAACACCGCACCGUUUCCUGCGCAGAGGAAUCUUCUUCUCACACAGGUGCGACUGAGGCUUCAUCACACACCAGCACGCUACAUC